CUUACCCAUCACCACCUCCACCCCAAUCAUAUCCCAUUUGCUCUCCUUCCCGGUCACUUUCACCCACCUCCUCUCCUCCUCUACACCCCCAGUCCACUGAACACUGUCAAAUGCCAGGAGGGCCGCUCGCCAGUGUGAACUCACUGAUGUGAUUGCAACUGGGGUUAGAAAUGACAAAGAAUUUGUGUACGGGAAUCUCAAACAUAACAACACGUCAGUUAUUUUGUGUCUGACCGGGUAUCGAAGGAGUGACCAGAUAUUUCCUUUGUAGCACUGAUAUAUCAGUUGUCGAUCCUUGGGGAUGAUGAUGUAUCUCAUCCCAGCUGGACCUGUGUUUUGUGUCUGAAAGGAAACAUUCUGUUUUAACUCAGUGAAAUUCACUGGAACUGGGGUGCUGAGAACACACCAGCGUUUGUUCACCAGAGAUCAGUUCUUCAACUGCAAUGAUUUUACACGGGAUUCACUAUGACUAACAUCUGACUUGGUGAUUUGCCGGACAAUUGAUAGCAGGAGAUAGCAUUCACCUGCUCUGUCAGGGAAGGGAUUCACUCAGUCAACCCACCUGCAGUCACACCAGAGAGUUCACACUGUGGAGAGGCCACUCACCAGCUCUGAGUGUGGGAGGGAUACACUCAGUCAUUCAGCCAGAAGAUCCAUCAGCAAGUUCACACGUAGUGAAAUGGUUCAUCUGUUCUGACUGUUGGAAGCAAUCCAUUCUGUUAUUCAAACUGAAGAUACAUCAGAUAAUUCACAGUGAUGAGAGGGCAUUCACCGACUGUGUGGGAUGAGAUUUACACAGUCAGCCCACCCGCAGACAUGCAGUGAGUUCACAAGGGUGAGAGACCAUUGAACUGUUGUGAAGCGAUUCACUACUUCAUCCCACGUGAUGACACACCAGCAAGUUCACGCUGGGGAGAGACCGUUUAUCUGCUCCGUGUGUGGGAAGAGAUUCAUUCGGUCAGCUGAUCUGCUGACACACGAGCGAGUUCACACUGGCGAGAGGCCGUUUAUGUGCUCCAUGUGUGGGAAGAGAUUCAUUCGGUCAUUUGACCUGCUGACACACAGGCGAGUUCACACUGGGGAGAAACCAUUCACCUGCUCACACUGUGGGAAGGGAUUCACUCAGUCAUCCCACCUAAAGACACACCAGUCAGUUCACACCGGGGAGAGACCGUUCACCUGCUCGGACUGUGGGAAGGGAUUCACUCGGUCAUCGAACCUACUGGCACACCAGCGAGUUCACUCUGGUGAAAAGCCGUUCUCCUGCUCAGACUGUGGGAAGGGAUUCACUCUUUCCUCUCAGCUGAAGUUACACCAGCGAGUUCACAAGCGAGAGAAACCUUUCACCUGUUCCGUGUGCGGGAAGGGAUUCACUCACUCAUGCCGUCUUGUGACGCACCAGCGAGUUCACACUGGGGAGAGACCGUUCACCUGCUCAAAGUGUGGGAAGAUGUUUACUCAGUCAUCCAACUUGCAGACACACCAGCAAGUUCACACUGGGGAGAGGCCGUUUACUUGCCCUGAAUGUGGCCAGCGAUUCGCUCGGUCGUCCUACCUGAUCAAACACCAGCGACUUCAUUCUGGGGAGAGUCUGUUCAGGUGCUCAGUCUGUGGGAAGGCAUUUCCUGAAUCAUCUCACCUGCAGGUACACCAGCGAGUUCACACGGGAGAGAGACCGUUCACGUGCUCUGUGUGUGGGAAGGGAUUCACUCACUCAUCCCACGUGACGAGACACCAGCGAGUUCACUCCAGGGAGAAGCUGUUCACCUGCUCAGACUGUGGGAAGGCUUUUACCCAGUCGUCUCACCUGAAGACACACCAGCGAGUUCACAGUGGGGAGAGACUGUUUAUCUGCUCCGUGUGUGGGAAGGAAUUCCUCCGGUCAUCUGAUCUGCUGAUCCACCAGCGAAUUCACACCGGGGAGAGGCCGUUCACCUGCUCUGAAUGUGGGAAGGGUUUCCCUCAAGCGUCCCACCUUGUGAAACACCGGCGAGUUCACGCUGGGGAAAAAGUGUAAAUAAGCUGCCUGCUGGAGGCAAGUUUGAGAAGUGACUGUUGGUGUGAAACUGCAAUUAUUGCUGCUGCUCACCACAGCCAGUCUGCACCCUGGUCACUGGGCCUGGGAGGAGUCUCUUCCUCUGACAUUCACCUUAUGAGACUGCAGUUUAAUAUUCUAGGUCUGUUACAA
Messenger RNA from Mobula hypostoma (lesser devil ray), 2188 nucleotides. Its product is annotated as zinc finger protein 239-like. Bases 887 to 2017 code for a protein of 376 amino acids. NCBI's taxonomy places the organism in Eukaryota, Metazoa, Chordata, Chondrichthyes, Myliobatiformes, Myliobatidae. The record is from RefSeq and is a predicted model, not a curated record. The transcript is spliced from 2 exons.